This is a messenger RNA of Lotus japonicus, 1732 nucleotides long. RefSeq names its product 3-dehydroquinate synthase, chloroplastic. Bases 129 to 1496 code for a protein of 455 amino acids. NCBI's taxonomy places the organism in Eukaryota, Viridiplantae, Streptophyta, Magnoliopsida, Fabales, Fabaceae. Gene Ontology annotation, molecular function: 3-dehydroquinate synthase activity. The record is from RefSeq and is a predicted model, not a curated record. The transcript has 8 exons. Gene Ontology annotation, cellular component: cytoplasm. Gene Ontology annotation, biological process: aromatic amino acid biosynthetic process.
UAACCCCGAGUCAUCGUCUUGUGUUCAACAAACCACAGCAUGUUCUGGUUACCUUCUUCUUCAGUCACCAACCACCAAACCACACCAUCACACCCAUUCCUCUCGUUUCAUUCCUGAGUCUCCCUCCAAUGGCUUCUUCUGCACCCACCACCCAUUUCUCUCUUCCUCUCGGCUCCAAACAAGCAGCAACCACCUCUUCAUCAACCGCAACCCCCAAAUCCACCCACCUCUCUUUUGCACCUCCCCAUGCUUUAUCCUCCCACCCCAGAACCCAUUUUCGGUUGAACCCCAAGUGGGGUUCUGUUUCAACCGCGUGUCCUGCUGUGAGGAGGUCAAUGAUAUGCGCUAGUUCUUCCCAAGUUAUGGAUCCCUCUGCACCAAUAAUCGAACCUGGUGUUCCAGCCAUUGUCGAUGUCGAUUUGGGUAAUCGGAGCUACCCCAUUUACAUCGGAUCCGGGUUGCUUCAAAAACCCGAGUUGCUCCAGAGGCAUGUCCAUGGGAAGAGGGUCCUCGUUGUCACUAAUGAAACGGUUGCGCCACUGUAUCUGGACAAAGUUAUUGAUGCCUUGACUAAGGGAAACCCGAAUGUUUCUGUUGAGAGUGUGAUAUUGCCGGAUGGGGAGCAGUACAAGAACAUGGAUACUCUUAUGAAAGUCUUUGACAAGGCCAUUGAGUCACGGCUGGACCGGCGAUGUACAUUUGUUGCCCUCGGAGGUGGUGUGAUAGGUGAUAUGUGUGGCUUUGCUGCUGCUGCCUUCCUACGCGGUGUUAAUUUCAUUCAGAUUCCUACCACUGUUAUGGCACAGGUUGAUUCUUCAGUUGGUGGCAAAACUGGGAUAAACCAUCGCCUUGGAAAGAACCUGAUUGGUGCUUUUUACCAACCUCAGUGUGUGCUUAUAGAUACGGACACAUUAAGUACAUUACCAGAGAGGGAACUGGCAUCAGGGUUUGGAGAAGUUAUAAAGUAUGGACUCAUUAGGGAUGCUGAAUUUUUUGAGUGGCAAGAGAAAAAUAUGCAGGCAUUGAUGGCAAGAGAUCCUAAUGCACUGGCAUAUGCUAUAAAGCGAUCUUGUGAAAACAAGGCCGAGGUUGUGUCCUUGGAUGAGAAGGAAAGUGGACUGAGGGCAACAUUGAACUUGGGUCAUACAUUUGGUCAUGCAAUAGAAACAGGAGUUGGCUAUGGGCAGUGGCUUCAUGGAGAGGCUGUUGCAGCUGGCACGGUAAUGGCUGCUGACAUGUCAUAUCGCCUAGGUUGGAUUGAUGAUUCUAUUGUGAGACGAGUCAGAGACAUUUUAAUACAGGCCAAGUUACCUAUUGCGCCUCCGGAAACAAUGACUGUUGACAUUUUUAAAAAUGUCAUGGCGGUUGAUAAGAAGGUAGCAGAUGGGUUGCUAAGGCUUAUCCUUCUAAAGGGUCCUCUAGGCAAUUGUGUUUUCACAGGGGAUUAUGACAGAAAGGCCCUAGAUGAUACACUUAAUGCAUUCUGUAAAUCCUGAUCUUUGGCCACCAUGUUUCUAUUGCAGCUUUAUGCAAUUCUUUUUAAUUUGUAGUGAGUUGAGUGCUUGUAUGUUGUGAUAAUCUCACUUGUAUUUUUCCUCUGUACUUUAAAUUCCAUCCAUACCCCCAUUUUAUAGGCAAGACCGCAAGAGUACAAAGUUGUAGAAACUGAGGCAUGAUCAAUAAUAAUGAUUGGGGCAGAUCAUAUUCUUCCUGUCUCUUUUGUUUCUCACCA